Messenger RNA from Rodentolepis nana, 2688 nucleotides. The record is from the annotation of a GenBank genome assembly. Lineage: Eukaryota; Metazoa; Platyhelminthes; Cestoda; Cyclophyllidea; Hymenolepididae.
AUGCCUAGAAGUUAUGUCCCCGAAGAAUACGUGGCCAAGAAGGAACGUCAACUUGCCGAAGCCCGUCGCCGUAAGAAGAUGCGAAUGUCAGCUCGGGCGGUGCAGAUCCAAAAGGAAAAUCACGCCUGGGAAAUUAACAGAAUGUUGCGCUCUGGGGUGGUGGAGCGAGUGGCCGCCGAUGAAGAUGACAAUGAUGAGGAGGAUUUGGAUGAAGAGGGGGAGGCUCGUAUUCAUUUACUGGUGAAGAAUAUAAUGCCUCCUUUUCUCGACGGACGCAUUAUCUUCACCAAACACCCAGAACCGGUUAUGCCCGUCAAGGAUCCGGACGGUGUGAUGACAAAAGUGGCUGCCAAGGGUAGCGCAGUGUUGCGUUAUUUCCGUGAACAGCAGGAGCGUCGCCGAGCCCAAAAGAAGGAAUGGGAGUUGGCUGGCACUCGUAUCGGUGACAUCAUGGGCAUCAAAAAGACAGACGAUGCGGAAACUGGCGAUAAGGAAAUUUCCUAUCGUGAUUCUCAAACAUUCGCGGAUAAAUUUGGUAGUGAUAAGGAUCAAGCCGUCUCAAAUUUCGCCAAGAAUAAGACCAUUAAAGAACAAAGGCAAUACCUACCCAUCUUCGGUGUUAGAACUGCCCUAUUGAGGUUGGUUAAAGAGCACCAAAUUGUUGUGAUUGUAGGAGAAACAGGCAGUGGAAAGACAACCCAAUUGACCCAGUAUCUUCAUGAGGAUGGUUAUACAAAAUAUGGAAUGAUUGGGUGUACUCAACCACGUCGUGUCGCUGCAAUGUCAGUUGCUAAGCGUGUAGCUGAUGAAAUGGGAGUUUCUCUAGGAGAUGAAGUAGGUUAUGCGAUUCGUUUCGAGGACUGUACCAAUGAGAAAACAGUGAUUAAAUACAUGACCGACGGUAUUCUUCUUCGUGAAUCACUGCGUGAAUCUGAUCUGGAUCCGUACUCAACAAUUAUCAUGGAUGAAGCCCACGAACGUUCUCUCAAUACUGAUGUUCUUUUCGGUCUCCUUCGGGAAAUUGUCAGUAGAAGAAAUGACUUGAAAUUGAUUAUCACUUCUGCCACCAUGGACUCAGAGAAAUUUGCCCAGUUCUUUGGAGAUUGCCCCAUCUUUCAUAUCCCUGGUCGUACAUUCCCUGUUGAUAUACAAUUCAGCAAAACACCGGUUAUGGACUAUGUGGAUGUGGCGGUAAAGCAAGCAAUUCAGGUUCAUCUUGGUUCACCGGAAGGAGAUAUUCUUGUCUUUAUGACUGGCCAAGAAGAUAUUGAGGUGACUUGUGAGUUAAUUGCUGAACGAUUAGGAAACUUAGAGGAGGCCCCACCAUUGUCUGUAUUGCCCAUCUACUCCCAGUUGCCAAGUGAUUUACAGGCAAAAAUCUUCCAGAAAACAGAGGAUAACACGAGGAAGUGUGUAGUGGCUACUAACAUCGCAGAGACAUCGUUGACUGUGGAUGGUAUUAGAUAUGUCAUUGAUGCUGGCUACUGUAAAUUGAAAGUGUUUAAUCCCAGGAUUGGUAUGGAUGCUCUGCAGCUCUUUCCUAUCAGUCAGGCAAAUGCAAAUCAAAGGGCUGGACGUGCCGGUCGUACUGGUCCUGGUGUUGCCUACCGUCUCUACACAAUUGGUCAGUACGAAGAGGAGAUGCUUGUCUCUUCAGUGCCUGAGAUUCAACGAACAAACUUGGCCAACGUUGUCCUCUUGCUGAAAUCCCUCGGUGUCCGUGACCUCAUGCGUUUCCAUUUCAUGGAUCCACCCCCUCAGGACAAUAUUCUCAACUCUAUGUGUCAACUUUGGGUCUUCGGAGCGCUGGAUAACACUGGAGGUCUGACUCAACUUGGUCGUCAAAUGGUUGAAUUCCCCCUGGAUCCUGCACUCUCGAAACUCCUUCUUGUUGCAUGUGAAAUGGGAUGUUCGGAAGAGGCAUUGACCAUCGUUUCUAUGCUUUCUGUGCCUUCCAUUUUCUAUCGCCCCAAGGGACGUGAGGAGGAUGCUGAUUUAGCCCGAGAGAAAUUCCAGGUACCUGAGUCUGACCAUCUAACCUAUCUCAACGUUUUCAUUCGUUGGCGCAAAGCUGGUUACUCUUCGUCUUUCUGUACUCGCAAUUUCAUUCACGUUAAAGCAAUGCGCAAAGUUCGUGAGGUGCGGCAGCAAUUGAAAGAAAUUAUGGAACAACAUAAAGUGGCUCUCUGUUCAAGUGGUACGGAUUGGGAUGUUGUCAGAAGGGCUCUAUGCUCAGCAUUUUUCCACCAGGCGGCUAGAAUCAAGGGUCUGGCGGAAUACGUAAAUCUACGCACAGGUAUGCCUUGUAGACUGCAUCCUACCAGUUCGCUCUACGGUAUGGCGUACACUCCGGAUUAUAUCAUCUACCAUGAGUUGGUAAUGACCUCGAAGGAGUACAUGCAAUGCGUCACUGCUGUGGAUGGUCGGUGGUUGGCUGAGUAUGGUCAUGUAUUCUACAGUGUCAAAGACCAGAGUUUGAGCAGAGAGGAGAGACAACAGCGUGAAGAUGCCGAACGCGCACAAAUGGAGGCUGAAAUGAAGGCUGCUGAAGUUCAAUUGGCUCGUCGCAAGGAAGAACUUGACCGCUCGAUGAGCUCUACUCGUCUGCAUCCAAUUGCGACUCCGGGGUUCAGAAAGCCAGGAACUCCGGCUGUAUCGAAGCGUCCACGCGGUCGACUGGGGUUAUGA